AUGUAAAUUUUCGGAAAUCCAUACAGCCCUCCAACUAGAUUAGUUGUAAACGUGGCUAGAUAUCUUGAUUUAGAAUUUCAAUAUGAGUUAAUAGAUUUAUUCAAAGGAGAGCAGCAUAAACCAGAGUACCUAGAGAAAAAUCCUAAGAAAAAAGUUCCCUUAAUAAUUGAGUCUGAUGGCUUUCAGCUAAGUGAGUCAUAUUCAAUUGUGAGAUAUCUUGCUGAAAAGAAUAACAGAGUCGACAUUUACCCUACUGAUCCUAAAUAGAGAGCUGCUAUUGAUAUGCAUCUCAGUCUAAUGAAUGAUCUGAGAAUUAAUGGUCAAAUAUAUCUAACUGCUAAAAUUGUUUUGCCUAAAAUUGGAAAAGAAAAUAUUUUCCCAGAGAUUGUCACUACAAACUCAAAGGUAAAUCUUGACAAAAUAAUGAAGGAAUACGAUACCCUGCUAGAGGGAAGAAAUUACGUGGUUGGAGAUUCCCUUACUCUCGCAGACUUUAACUUGUUUGUGCUCUAGUACCCUCUUUAAUAUCUCCUAAAAGAAUAGCUAUAAGUCACUCAUCCUAACAUUUAUAGAUUUGCCUAACAUUUAAAAGAAGUUUACCCAGUAUUUGCCCAAGAUGAGAAAGAAUUUCUGGAAUUUUUAAGCAAUUUCUGA
Stylonychia lemnae is the source of this 654-nucleotide messenger RNA. NCBI's taxonomy places the organism in Eukaryota, Ciliophora, Spirotrichea, Sporadotrichida, Oxytrichidae. The record is from the annotation of a GenBank genome assembly.